Messenger RNA from Nicotiana tabacum (common tobacco), 618 nucleotides. RefSeq lists its product as uncharacterized. Gene Ontology annotation, biological process: DNA integration. The record is from RefSeq and is a predicted model, not a curated record. Gene Ontology annotation, molecular function: nucleic acid binding. NCBI's taxonomy places the organism in Eukaryota, Viridiplantae, Streptophyta, Magnoliopsida, Solanales, Solanaceae.
AUGUUGGCUAAUCUCUUAGCAAAAUACGGGGUCAAACAUAAGGUUGAGACCGCAUACCAUCCUCAGACUCGUGAACAAGUUAAGGUGUCAAAUAGAGAUAUAAAACAGAUUCUGGAGAAGACAGUUAGUGCAAGUAGGAAAUAUUGGGCUACAAAGCUUGAUAAUGCUCUAUGGGCAUAUCGGACCACCUAUAAAACUCCAAUCAAAGUAUCUCCUUACAAGCUAGUUUAUGGAAAAGCAUGCCAUUUACUGGUGGAACUUGAGCACGAGGCCUAUUGGGCGAUAAAGAAGCUGAACUUUGAUGUAGAAUUAGCGGGUGCAAAAUGGUUGAGACUCUUUCCGGGGAAGCUCAAAUUGAGAUGUUUGGUCCCAUUUGAGGUAGUUAGAGUUACUCGACAUGAUGCAAUUGAGAUGCGCUUCAUAGAUGGCAAGAGAACGUUCUUAGUUAACGGACAAAGAGUAAAGCACUAUUAUGGAGGUGACUUUGAUCGUCAGAAGUCGAAGGAGUUACUUAGCCAACGAUUAGGCGAGAUUCUGCAUCGUGCCGCGACGUUAAAUCAGGCGCUUGAUUAUGAGCAUAGGAACCAAAGCCAUUGGAAAAGUGCCAAAGUGAGCUAG